This is a messenger RNA of Biomphalaria glabrata, 9039 nucleotides long. RefSeq lists its product as uncharacterized. The record is from RefSeq and is a predicted model, not a curated record. Bases 690 to 5024 code for a protein of 1444 amino acids. The transcript has 2 exons. Lineage: Eukaryota; Metazoa; Mollusca; Gastropoda; Planorbidae.
UGUUUUCGCCCGUCCCACGUUUUGAAUGUUCUAAUAUUAUUUUUUUUAAAUCGUGUUACUAGCGCAGUAGCGGUGUUUCACAAUGGAUUCGUCCAGACUCUUCUAACAGGGGAGUGAAAAAAAAAAAAGUCGAAUCCUCACUCUCCCAUUGAUUGUCGACUGCCAUCUAUCAACCCCUGAGAAAGAAUGAAUGCAAAUUAUGACAUGCCAUUUAUCUGAAUAAUUAUAUUUGACAAACUUGGAAGCUAGCGCGGAGGGUCGGAGUCUUGCAGACGCAGUCCGGACCUCGCAGACUGCGGAUCGUUUGCCUCGCCUCGCAUUGUGUGAUCGUUGCAGUCAACCUUGGGACUGACCGGCUGGACAGUUAGGCCGAACUGGACUUGGAGUAUUUUUCCACCUCUCUUUAUUUUUAUAUAUUUUUUUUUUUGAAGACAAAAUUUUUGCCGUACUUCUGAACUCGACUCUCUACAGUCUUGUGUAUGUUCUCAAGUAUAUGGAUUAACGAACGCUUGGAGUUUAGGAUUUCUUCACAAACAAAUCUUGUUUUGGAUUGCCUGUGAUGUCCAUUGUACUGGUCAGUGUAUGAUGGUUCUAAGUUCUUUCAGGCUGAGAAAUUUCACAUAGUGACUUGAUAAGCUUUUCUGUCCCAUGUAUUAAGAGGUCAGCCCAGCAUAAGGUACUCUGCGGCCAUGAAGUCCAGUAGAAGAAAACAGACCAACCCAAAUAAAGUGGCACCAGGGGCCCGAGACCUGGACCCCCUUAUCAUGCCCUUGCUUCCGGAAUUGGAGGCACCCCUGAGCCAAAAGCAAGAUGACUUAGAUAAGACUGAUGAAUCAGAUGACGGUUCCCAGUCACCUAUUCCUGUGACCAAUGGUCAGAAUGUAGACUACGAGCUUCCAUUGGAUAUGCAUGUGUCACUUAUUAGCUGCCCUAACUGCAAUGACAGUUUCCAGAAUCAGAACGACCUUCACCGGCACAGGCUGGAAGCCCAUGGGCCUGAAACCAAAAAGCCAAGGUUUGAAGGCCCACGCGAAGAUUACCCCACUGCCUAUCAUCGUUUGGGUAGGGAGCUGCUAGAAAGUGCAGAUGUCCCCCUAAGCAACGGCCAUUUAGAGUCACCGCCUGCUGCACCUGUGAUCAGUCCGCCAGCUUCUCCUAGCAGAGUCCCCCAACCACUGUCAUUGAAAGUUCCUCCACAAAUAGUAUCCCCGCAAGAAGAGUGUGAUUUUCCAGGCCCUCCCAGAUCGCCACACACUCCUCCUCCGACAACACCUAAAAUGUCGAAAGAAAUGCACGGGGAGCUGGUCAAAUCUGACAGAAUCUUUCACAUGGACGCCUACUGUGAGCUUUGCGACAGAGAGUUCUGUAACAAGUAUUUCUUGAAAACUCACAAAGCCAAUAAGCAUGGCAUUUAUGAAGACAAUUCCCCUCCAGCUACAAGCGUGCCACUUCCUUUUCCCGGGCUCAUGCUUCCUCAGGAUCACUUGUCACCUUUUAACUUUAAGAUGGAUUCACUAAAACCACCACCAGCAGAUAUUUUGCCCCCAUGGUCAUUCAAACUAGAUUCAGUUCCACCUCCAAAGAGGUCAGAUAGUUCUCCCAACAUAAAAAAUAUGGAGCCAUUGCCUAUGUUUCCUAUGCCACUGCCAAAUCUUGAAAGCCCUAAGCCGAACAAUAGUAGUAGCAAUCCUCGAAAUGAUUUUAAUUUAGACCAUUCUCCACCUUCAAGCAACACAGUCACACCAUCCUCUAAUGCUACUUCUAUUCUCACGAAUAUUACCAAUAGCAUCAAGAGUGGCCCUCCUUCCAGCAGCGUCACCUCAUCUAAUAACGACCCUAGCAUGGAAGACUAUUGCCACAUCUGUCAGAAGCACUUCUGCAAUAAGUAUUACCUCAAGAAGCACAAGCAGGAUGUUCAUGGCAUCGCGCCAGAAAAUCCACCCAGUACGACUAACAAAAGAUCAAGGUCUAGUUUGCUGGACUUGCCAAUGACCUCUUCAAAUCACAUGAUGCUUCCACAACCAUUAGCUAGCCUCGCUGGCAUGCAUAAUCUUCCAGGUAUGCAUGGUCUACCAAAUAUGCACAAUAUGCCCAAUUUGGGCAACAUGCCUCCAGGAGUUAUGGUCAUAAACCCUUAUACACUGCCUCCAGUAGCUAUCAUUCCAGCUGGUUCUUUGAUGCCUGGUCAGCAGCUUCCACCUCCUCCCCAUCCCAUAAUUUCCCAGCCUAUGAAUAUCACCCCAAUGCCAGACUCUGUUCUUUUACCGCCAUCUAUGCCAGCUUCUUCUCCUCACAUGAAUAAUCCUGCUGGGCAUUCACCCAAUAAACCUAGUCCUUCCAUGCAAGACGGAGGAGUGCACUGCAACAUUUGUGCUAAAGAAUUCUGUAACGAUUACUAUUUACAAAUUCACAAAGAGAGCAAACACGGAAUCAGGAAAAGCAUGGAAGAGUCUCCGCGUGAAAAGCAACCAUCUUUUGUGAAAGAAAAUCGAAAUGAAGGGAGCAGACCGAGUCCUAAUUCUUUUCACAAUCUUGGCAAAAAUGAACAUUUAUUUGGGCGACCGAGAUCUCCAGUGGAACGCUCUUCUAGCGUCGACAGCAAUUACUUCAUUUGCAAUAUAUGUAAUAAAGAUUUUAAUAAUAAAUAUCUAUACAGAAUCCACCGUAUCCACGAUCAUGGGCUGAACGAGCUGAUAGAUCCAACCUUAGUCGAAAACGGGGAACUUCUGAACAAGGAGGAUGCCAUGAGAAAUAUGAAUGAGUCACUUAUGAGAAUGGCAGCUGAUGCUUCAGCGGUAUGCUAUGCCUCUAGUUUUGGACAUCCGCCUGCCAUGAAACCACAAGAAACUGUUGUUUGUGACAUUUGCAAUAAGGAGAUGACUAAUCAAUAUUUCUUGAGGCUUCAUAAGUUCAAUGUCCAUGGCAUCGACCCAAGCAAUAAUGAUAAGUAUGAAAGAAAAUCACUAAAUUCUCCUAUCCCCCCAAGUUCUAAGCCUAAAACUCCAACAUCCUCAGGCAGCAUACCCUCCUCUAACCUGCAACCUAUGAACCUGGCUCCGCAUCCUCCAACCAAGCCUCAUAUGAUUCCACCUUACCUUCCACCCAAACUUGACUUCAAAGACAUGCCUCCUUUUGUCGAUUUCGGCAGAGACUUUAAAGGUUUUAGAGACAUGCCAGCCUUUUUGGCUGACACCAUCAACCAUGAGCUAUUCGCUAGAUCUCAAAACCACAGCCGUCACAUGGACUUGAACUUCUUUGGCUUACCUCCCCUUGGGAAACUCCCCGGGGAGGACAGCAUUAAACUGAACUUUGACCCGGAAGCAUACUGUGACAUUUGCAAAAAGGAAUUCUGCAGCAAAUACUUUCUAAGGACUCACAAACAAAAUAUUCAUGGAAUCAAAAGUGAUACGACCUCAUCUGUCAGCUCUAAGAGUUCAGAGAGUGAAAGAAAUAAUUAUGUUUCUCCUGUCAAACCUAGCUUACCUCCAAGUAAUAGUAAUGGUAAUAAUAAUUCUAUUAAUAGCAGCAACCACUACAGAAGCAAAGAGGGCAGUGAAAAAAGUUUGAGCUCUUGGAGGUGGAAAGAGCCGGUCAAUUCAUCUCGAGUCAUCUGCGAUAUAUGCAACAAAGAAGUCUGUAACAAAUACUUUCUCCGUACCCACAAGCAGAAGAAACACGGGAUUGCUCCAAGUGCCCAUUCCCCAAAUGUCAGCAUGAGUGGUUCCCCAAUAGCCUCUGAUUGCGAAACAGCCUCUAACGCCUCUAGUCAGCCCGAUGAAAGACCGUUCAGACUUGACUCAUCAUGCCUUCCUCAAAUGAUCCCACUUCCCCCUGCAGACAGAAUGAGUGAUAAAUUCAGUCUUAAACCAAUCAACUUUAGCAAAAGUAAAGAUGACAUGGUCUUAAACAACAACAUUGAGCAGAGCGAGACAUGCAACAUCUGCAGCAGAAGAUUUAAAAACAUGGAAUGGCUGAAAGAUCACAUUAUCAAAGAUCAUUCAGAGUCAGAAGCUUUGGAUAUGCGCUCUAAAAACACAUCACGGAUCUACACUUGCCAAGUAUGUGGAAUAGACUUCCCUGCAGAGCUAUCCGUGCAGCUCCAUUUGAUUCAGGAGCACAAUGCUCGAGUCACUCUGGAUACGGAGGAGCCAUUAAUCCCAACAGAAGAGCCAAGCCUGCCUAACGGUGAAGGCAACAUUAGCAAAGUUGCUGAGCUUAGCGCCAGGUGGGGCCUUCGAAAAAAGUCGAGCAGCUACAGCCGUCUUAAAAAGUAUGUUUGUUCCCGUUGUGGAUUUGACACCCCUUGGCUGUCCUCUUUACUGGACCACGAGAGGUGUGAACAUGGCCUCGUUUUCGAUCAUUCACCUUCUUUCACGUGCAAGCAAUGUCACCAAGUUCUUCCAUCUUUAAAUACAUUAUCAGCCCACUUGGUCAACGUGCACGGGCUUGCGAUAGAGAAUGCUGUGAAUGAGAUUAAAAACACUGAGCCAGAGUUUCCAAAUACGUUCAAGUGUUCACAUUGCUCUGCCGUCUUCCCAACGCGCUCAUGGGGAAUGGCUCACGUGCGUCAUGUUCACAUUCGGAACCGAAGAGAUCUCCCGAUCAAAAACUCAUUCGAAAAAACGUUGCUGCGUUGCCCAUCCUGUCCCUUCAAAACACACUUUGCCUUCCGCCUGCAGAGGCACGUGAAAUUCAGGCACCAACGCAGCCUGCGUGCUGGGAACGGGCUGAGCCGUCCUCUAAGCUCGACGUCCCCAACCCACUUGGGGAGAGCCAAUGACGUGUCCACGACCUGCUUGUCCCGGCUGGACAGCUGCGUAAGCACAACCGCAAUCUAUCAAAGCAUUGCUGCUUCUCUACUGUCAGGCCCUAAAGGUCGAUCUGAUAGUCCCCUGAGCUCCUUAGAGAGGGAUGACCUUAUACUCCAAAGCUACAAUCUUCCGUUAGGACCCAGCUCGAUAGAAUCAGCACCGUUCAAAAUGGCUGCCCAGUCUUCGGCUGCCUCUGCUGUGAUAGGGUUAUAAACGGACACUGAAAAUACAUUUCUAUAUAUAGUAAUAUUUAAUGAACAGUUUUAUUCCUUUUCUUUCAUUCCACCCGCUGUGUUUGUUUGUUAAGACUAUUUCACACCUACCUUUGUCUCGUGCUAUAAUUCAAUAAGUCUCACUGAUGAGAAUACAAACUCUGCCAGAAAUAUGGUACUUCAUUUCAGUGCCGUAACAAACUUGAUUGGCGGUCAAUGAUAACAAAAAAUCAGCCAAAUUGGCUUCAAGACAAUACAACAACCUUCACACAGCAGAGCAGAAGAAUUGUUUAAACUCCCUUAAGUUCAGAAUGUCAUUAAUUGUGUAAAUAUUCUCACCGUAGAUCCCCACCCUUUCCCCACCCACCCCGCCUUUUCCCAUACUCCAAUAAGAGAAGAAAUUAAUUUCAAAAUCUUAUAAAAAAUGUAAAAAAACAACAAAAAGAUAAAUUUUAAGAAGUAUCGAUGUUUAAUUCUUCUCAGCUCUAGACACAAAUAGAUGUGAACUUGAAAUAUUUAAUAUUCCAGACACUUUUUUUUUGGACAAUUACUUUUUUAAGUAUUACUUUUCAUGGUUAGGUAUGUUGAUAAGUAUUACUUCACAUGAAAUGAAUGGAAUUGAGGAUAUACUCACCUUAUAGACAUUGUUUUUGGUCUACUACAAGCUGUCUCUAUAUCAUUUUAUAUAUAUAUAUAUAUACAUAUUACAUUUAUAUAAAUAUAUAUUUAUAUUUAUAUAUAUAUAUCUAUUACUUUAUUGAGCGUUAUAAAACCUCAGGUAUUAUGUGUGAUGCAAGAAAUGACAUGGCCAAUGGACAACUCCCUGCCUACCGACCAGUGUGCACUUUGGCCUAAGUGUUUAAGUGUUUUUGAUCUGUAUUAAAUCUUUGAUCUUUAAGUGUGUGUGUGUGUGUGUGUGUGAUCUUCUUUUGUAAAUUUAUGAAGUAACAUUUUUUAUAUGAAGUCAGACAUGUGCAAUGGAAAGUUUCAGUUUAUCUUAUUAACAUAAUUGUCAUUACUGUUUUUAUUAUAAUUUAUACACAGAAGACAAGGAAUGUUGUACUAAUCAAUAUUAAUAACUAUGCCCCCCCUUUUUUUUAUUAGAAUAUAUAAUAAUUUGCCCCUUUAGAAUGCAUAGUCAGUAGUGUACAUCUUUUUAUUAUUUAUACCGGUACGUUACAUGUGCAGCCUUUGGGCAUAUGUAAGUACAAGUAUUGAACCGGUUCGCGUUGAAAUUUUGAUUCGCGCAUGUUGAACAAACAUAAAAUUGAAAUUGAAAAAUGGAUUUUUGGUUGGUUUUUUUUUGGUCAUCUUGAAGAACGCAGUAUUCUCCAUAACCUCUAUCGCUACCCCCUUCCACCUGCCCCUAAAUACUAAAAACAAAAAACAAUGACCCUAUAGUGAAAGGCGUAACCUGUUCUCGUCAAGACGAAGGCUCUGAGCUUAUUUAGACAAUUAUCUUGUCAUAGCUAAAGGUAAUAGAUAUUGAUUCCAUUCUGCAACAGUAAGCCGCUGUUACUGUGUACGCUUAAUAGAUGAUCAACUAGCGCUCAAGAAGAAAAAAAAAGUUAAAUAGCUGAAUGCCUGGAAGCGACGAUUUAGUCUUGUCUGCCAUUUAAAGUUAACUGCGCUGUUUGUGGAGUAGAAAUAUAUAUAUAUUUUUUUUUAAAGUGGCAACCGAUUUCCAGUUGUCAUGAAAUCAGUUUAGUAAGAUUUGUUUCGCUAUAAACCAGCAAUGAAUAUAAAGUUGUUUUUUUAAGUUCCGAUCAGAGAUCCAAAUAUCUAGUACGAUAUAAGGGAGGAAAAAGUUGUUAAUUGUGAAAUAUUCUCCCUAGGAAUCAAUAAGCUCUUCAAUUCGUUUUUUUGUUCUUUAUGAUCUUGUGAAAGGGGCAAGGAAGGCGGGGGUGGAAGGGUUCUUGUGAUUUUUUUUUUUAAAUUCUGACUUGAUUCUUAGUUUGAAUGGUGAAGUUGAUUUUAUUACGGAAUGUUGAUUUAGCAUGGAGCAAUUAGCUGAGUGCUUUGAUACAUAAAUAAUUCAUUUCUAACCUAUUGGGUUGAAGCUGAAAGAUAUCAGUGCACUUCAUAUUCAGAAUGUAUAAACAAGGAUUCCUCUGAUCCAUUGCAAAGCAUUACACCUUUCCAUAUUCAUGUAACUUUACAAAGCAAUUAUCUAUGUGUGAAAUGAAUUUUGACUAUAAAGUAUUUAUUUUACAUGGUCAUUAUGUUGAAAUACUGCGAGACUGUAUUGUGAUUUUUCUAUAUAAAAUAAAUACCAUAUUUAUAUAUGAAUAUAACAUUUUAUUCUUUCUGUAAGCAAUACUGAUGGAUACAACAGGUACGAGUGUUCCAGCUACAAUCAUCAGGAUUGUAGAUUGGUCAAUCAAAAAUUUUAAAUUGUUCCCUCUCCCCUUCCGAAAACAAUAAUUCUAUUGAAUUUUUUUUUUUUUUAAUUUAAAUUUUUAAUGUGUUUUGUUUAUUAGCGUGAGAGAUGCAGGUAACAUGAAAAGUGAACUUUGCUGGUACAUAAUAAGUCUAGUCCUUGUAAGCACAACGUUCCUAGUCUGUGGGUUGAUAUUUGUGUAAGCCUAAACCUUGAGGGGUCGGGGAAGGAGGAUACGAACGGCUUUGAAAAGCUGGUGAUAGAACUUCUGGCUUAAAAACUUAUUUUCGCUGUUAAAAUAUUUUGUCAGGACUAAAUCGAUCUGUUCUGUUUAGACUUUUUUUUUAUCUCAUUUACUUGCUAUAAUCUCAAUUUGGGAUCUUAACAAUUUUGUAUCUGGUCUAGUCAAUAACGGUAUGUUAUCAUUUUAUCGCGUUAGAAAGAGUUUGGUUUCCCUAUGUAGAGAAACACUAUUUGCAAUAAGUAUUUUUAAAUAAGCGAGAUUUAUAUGCAAUGCAAGUAGACUGCAUUUACCUAAAUGUAUUGUCGAGAUUUAUGCAAAUACUGGGCUAUUUGUCUAAGUGGUAUUGGUUUAUUAGUUGGUAGGGGCUUACACUUGUGUAGAUAUGAUGGUAUGAUACAACAUAAGUAUUAGUUGAAAAGUAGUUUGAUAAUAUGUUUAUGUUUUAUUGUAAUUUAUUAAUAUAGUAAUAUAGAUCUGGAUCUCUGAGAAUAUAUCCAAUAAAAUUAAUCAACAGGAUUUCUACGAACAUUGAUUAAGUCAUUAAUCCAUCCCAGCUUUUAAAUUUCUAUAUAGGUCAACUGGGUAACUGCUCUGAAGGUUUGUCCCGGUUGCGGUAUUAAUUAUAAUAAAAUGUUCGACCUAAAAUGCAAUCUUAUUUUUUAAUACAUUAUAAAGCAACACUUUUCCAUUCAUUUAUAAAGUCGUGAAUAUUAUUAUUUAUUUAUCGUGUAAGUAAUGUACAAACAUUUGGAUUCCUUUUGAAAAUGCCUUUGUUUCGUUUUUCGUUUAAAAUAUAUUUUAUGUUGAACUAUUUAUUAAGGUUUUUAUAUUCACAUGUGUACAGUAAUGAUGACUCCAUUGUCCUGAGUACUUCUGUUCCAUGCGUGAUAUUAUUCUAAUUAAUGUAAAACAGAAGAAUGAACUUUAUUUAUUGUUUAUUGUUUAUUCACUGUAUUCAUUAAGAUCAAUAUAAUUCUUUAAGUGUUCUAUCUUCUGUAUUUGUAUACACACACGCAAGUAAUAAUUAUACUUUAAUAUGCAUCGAUAUUUUGUGUAUCGAUAUCCGUGAUGUGCCGAAGUUAAUCGAUAAUGGUCGACUUCAUUUUAUAUAUCAAGUGUGUGUGUUUUUGUGAGUUUGAUUUAUGUCCACUAGGCCCAACCACCAGCGUGCAUAUGGAUUAUCACCCUUUUUUUUUGUUUUUGAGUCUUACCAAUAACCAUUUGUCUAUUGUAACCACUUUAUGCUAACGCAAAACAUUUUUUUUUGUACUUUGAUCCUAGUAAAGUCAGAAUCAAUACAUCUGUUUGCUAUGAACAAUGUCUCUGGGCAAUUAUGCUUGUGUUUGUUUGUUGUUGUUUCUUUUCAAGAUAGUAAAUUGAUUCUUACUUAAA